AUGUCUUAUUCCAGGGCAAUUGCGAGACUAGGAGCUCUGCCUGAGCUUCAGAAGAAGUUCAAUGCCUUCACGUUUGUUAAUGAGGAUGCAACGGGACAAUUGGUUAGAGAAGGUAGUCAAGGUACAAAGAGCCUUUCUAACGUUUUGGUGGGUGUGAAGGAUAAUAUUGUUACUAAGGAUAUGCCCACUACGUGUUCCUCGAAGAUCUUGGAAGAUUUCAAGUCCCCAUUUGAUGCAACAGUGGUAGAAUUGCUAAAGAAUGAAGGUGCUGUUAUAGCAGGCAAGACAAACUUAGAUGAAUUUGGAAUGGGUUCUUCUGGUAUACAUUCAUAUUUUGGUCCUACAACGAAUCCCAUAUUUGCGGACGUGCCUACCGUGGUAGGUGGUUCUUCUUCAGGGUCAGCAGCAGCAGCAGCUGGAGGCGUCGUUGAUUUUGCUUUGGGGACAGACACAGGUGGAUCGGUAAGGCUACCAGCUGCGUAUACAUCUAUAUUAGGUUUCAAGCCAUCGUAUGGUAGAAUCUCCAGGUAUGGUGUCAUAGCUUACGCUCAAUCUUUUGAUACAGUUGGAAUCCUGUCGAAAGAUAUAUCUAUCGUGAAACAAGCCUUCAAGAUUCUUGACAAACACGACAGGAAGGACCCAACCUCUUUGGGCACAGAGUUGAGAGAACUUCUUCCUAAAGAUACAGGUAAUAGCAACGGCAAGUUACGGAUUGGGUUACCCAAGGAAUUUGUACAAGAGUCUGUUCCAGUUUCUAUCAGAAAUAAAUAUUUGUCAUUCAUUGAGAAUAUGAAAUCCAAGGGUCACGAGAUAGUUCCAGUCUCAAUACCGUCAGUUAAACAUGCAUUGCCUAUUUACUAUACUUUAGUGCCUUCAGAAGCAUCCUCUAAUCUAUCCCGAUUCGAUGGUGUGAGGUAUGGGACAAGAGAUGAACACAGCGAUCUGGUGGAUAACACGUUGUUUGCACCUACCAGACAAUAUUUUGGGAAAUCAGUCCAAGAAAGAAUAAUAUUAGGAAAUUACAACUUAUGUUCAGGUUCAUAUAAGAAUAACUAUAUCAAGGCACAGAGAUUGAGGGUCCAAAUGGUAAACGAAUUCGACCAAGUGUUCAAGAAAUCAAAUGUAUUGACGAAUUCGAAAGGAAACAAUGCUGGCGUUGAUAUGCUGGUGUGCCUAACUUCUGUAGAUAAGCCAAAAACGUUGGCAAGAGCCCUUGAAGAAUCCAGAUUGUCUUCACCUGUUAAUGAGUAUAUAACCGAUGUUUUCACGUUGCCAAUGUCGUUGGCUGGUUUGCCAACAAUAUCGAUUCCAAUUGAAGAAGGAGAGCCUGUUGGAGUCCAACUUGUUGGCCAAUACGGUGAUGAUUGGGGGGUAUUGAAUCUAGCGGAUUCAUUGUUAGCAUAA
Molecule: messenger RNA, 1404 nt
Organism: Vanderwaltozyma polyspora DSM 70294
Lineage: Eukaryota; Fungi; Ascomycota; Saccharomycetes; Saccharomycetales; Saccharomycetaceae
Gene: HER2
Product: glutamyl-tRNA(Gln) amidotransferase subunit HER2
Exons: 1
Coding region: 1-1404 (467 amino acids)
Biological process (GO): mitochondrial translation; glutaminyl-tRNAGln biosynthesis via transamidation
Cellular component (GO): glutamyl-tRNA(Gln) amidotransferase complex; mitochondrion
Molecular function (GO): glutaminyl-tRNA synthase (glutamine-hydrolyzing) activity
Source: RefSeq, a predicted model, not a curated record